CAGUCAUCUAUAGAUCUCCCAGAAGAAAAAAAAAACAAGUCAGUGUGAAACGAGACUACAUCAACACCACACACGCCUUUUUCCGGAACCUCCCCCCGAACAUUGCUUUCUUUUUAUCGGAAUACGCGAGAAAUUCUCCGCUCGUUUCUUCCCACCACAUAGCACAAGAGACCAAGCACGAUGUCAUCCAAAGGCCGAAUGUCCAAGGUGGAGAACGCAGCAGCAGAGGAGGAGGAGGUGUGCGUGGUGUGUUUUCGUCCCGUGGAGACCUAUAGCAUAGGGGAAUGCGAUCACCCUGUGUGCUUCGAGUGUUCCACCAGGAUGAGGGUCCUGUGUGGCAGGAACGAGUGCCCCAUCUGCAGGAAGAACAUGGCUAAGGUGGUUUUCACACGAAAUGUGGCGUCCUUCAUGAGCAUCAACACACGCAACAUGCUGUAUGAGCGCCGCUACGCCAUCUAUUUUGAGAGCGAGGCGGUGAUGAGGGCUUAUGACCUACUGAUGGAGCACUCCUGCCCCCUCUGCAAGGACAUCCCUCCUUUUAAGAACUUCGUCAUGCUCAAGGACCACAUGCGUAAGAGCCAUGAACUCUUCUACUGCGAGCUUUGUGUCGACCACCUCAAG
This is a messenger RNA of Penaeus monodon (black tiger shrimp), 621 nucleotides long. RefSeq names its product E3 ubiquitin-protein ligase ZNF598-like. Lineage: Eukaryota; Metazoa; Arthropoda; Malacostraca; Decapoda; Penaeidae. Gene Ontology annotation, biological process: rescue of stalled cytosolic ribosome; protein ubiquitination. Gene Ontology annotation, molecular function: ubiquitin protein ligase activity; ribosome binding. The record is from RefSeq and is a predicted model, not a curated record.